AUCUGUUAUGUGCCGACAAAAUGAGAGAAAAGACGAUGUUCAGAAGCACCUCAAUUUACUGAAAGAAAGGGUGCUGAGACUUUUCAGGACUUUAAAGGUGCCUCCAGGGAAGCUGAGCAAUGUGAAGAAUGUCCUGAGCCUUCAAAUGGCGGAGAAACAAAUGCUGGAGACAAAUGAGGAGUCUUUGCUACAAUUGCAGGAAGAAAUAACUGAAGCUGAGCGAUCAGCAGAACGCAUUGAAGAAAACAUAAAGCAACUGCAGUACAAAAUCCAGGUGCUCAAGAACCGGUUAGAGGGAGAUGAAGAAAAGGCCAGGAAGGUAUUCCAGGUAAAUGGCAGUGGAGUGCUCCACCUUCCAGAACUCCCCGAGCGCAGUUUCCAGGCACCCAUUUUGCAGGAGGAAAUUUUAAAGGUAAAAAAUCAGAAAGGCCUUUUAGAGGACAUGAACACUAUUCAACAGUCAGAUGACUUGAAGGACAUGUUGACCCUCAUUGAAAAGACUUACGAGAAGGUGGAUUUCCUUUGA
This is a messenger RNA of Leptosomus discolor (cuckoo roller), 526 nucleotides long. Lineage: Eukaryota; Metazoa; Chordata; Aves; Leptosomiformes; Leptosomidae. The record is from RefSeq and is a predicted model, not a curated record.